Vigna umbellata (rice bean) is the source of this 645-nucleotide messenger RNA. The record is from RefSeq and is a predicted model, not a curated record. NCBI's taxonomy places the organism in Eukaryota, Viridiplantae, Streptophyta, Magnoliopsida, Fabales, Fabaceae.
AUGGGAACUGUUCCUAUAUUGAGAACAAUAGAAGAUGAUCUUAUGAGAGAAAAAUCAUUACUCAACGAUCAUAUAUUAGUUCAAGAUAUUCCUGGUGUUCAUAUUGCCGAAGUUGCCCUUAAACCAAAUUAUGGUCCUUAUUACGGAGUCGAAGGUAUAAAUAGUCUUUUUAAUCCACGAGUUGAUAACAAGUUUCAAAUCUCUAUGUCUCAUAUAUGGGUUCAAAAUGGCCCCAAAGAAUCCACUAACAAGAUCUCAUUGGGAUGGCAUGAUGCUGUGACCAAAAAUUGGUGGAUAAGUAUAGCCAAUACGUUUAUUGGAUAUCUUCCAGCAAAAUUGUUCUCAAACAUGAGUUCAGCUAAUGAAGUAGGUUGGGGUGGAAGAACAAGAACUCAUCCUGGUACUCAAAGUCCUCAAAUGGGAUCUGGCCAUUUUGCUCGUGAUAAUAAUGCUACGCACGCUUGUUUUUAUAAAGAAGUUUCGAUUCAAGAUAAUGAAAGAAAAACUCAUGGAGCUAAAGUAUAUGAAACUCACUCUUUCAGUGACAAUCCCAAUUGUUACGAUGUUAGAUACUAUGGAGAUCAAGACCCCUACUAUGGUUACAUUCUCCUGUUUGGAGGACCUGGUGGUAAUUGUGGCAAUUAA